This is a messenger RNA of Poeciliopsis prolifica (blackstripe livebearer), 2588 nucleotides long. It is a transcript of the gene mycbpap, whose product is annotated as mycbp associated protein. The coding region runs from base 126 to 2504 and encodes 792 amino acids. Lineage: Eukaryota; Metazoa; Chordata; Actinopteri; Cyprinodontiformes; Poeciliidae. The transcript has 19 exons. The record is from RefSeq and is a predicted model, not a curated record.
UGUGAGCUACCUGUAGCCACGCAGGGCUAACCGCCGCGCUGACGCCACAAGGUAAACCUGGGGAAAUUCAGCCGCAGCGGAGGAGUCACCGAGCGGAACCGAGCCGGGACCUUUCGAAGGUGAAAAUGCAGGAAGAAUCGACCAGAUCAGAUGAUCCGGAUGCCACAAAUGCAGCCGGGAGUUUCCAGUCUUCUUGUCCGCAAUGCAGUGAGCAGAUUCUCAAACCAAAGCCUCCAAAAAGUAAUCCAAGCUUUUUGGAGGACUUAUUCACGACAUGCAAACUUCUUGAGAAUUUUGCAUCGGCAGAGGCAGAAGUACUAAAUGAAGACGGAAAUGCGAAAGAGUCUCAGCACGUGGACUUUUCAGAAUACCUUCGAUUUGACGAGCACGGGAUGAUUCUUCCGCACAGCAUCCUUGGCAGCUUAGAUGAUUUUCGAACGUAUUUGGAGGCCAGGGGGGAGAAACAUCUGUUGAAGCACUUUCCGAAGCCUUUGACAGAUCCCGCCUCUGAAGCCAACAUGGAGCCUCGCACAGAGAGCAGGGAUGAAGAGAUUUCCCACCAGAGCAAUGCGCUUCAGAACUGGGACAAACACAUGUCAUAUCGCAGACGGAAGCAGAAAGAAUUGUCUGACUCACUCAACUGGCCUGUGGAAAACCUGCUGAUGAAUCAGGACAAGCAUUACAGAGAGACCACGGAGCAGAAGGAAAUUCUAAAUCAAGUCAUGCCGCUCGUCUACCCCGGAUACGGUUAUACUGUGGGCGGCGAGUUUUGGAGCCUCCCGCAGCGUCUUGGCGAUGAACUGACCGGUAUCGCAACGACGCUGACUCGGACCGAGCGAGGCCUAAAGAAACCAAUCACACACGUGGGACACCCAGACACCAUACACAGGGAAAUGGGAAUCGUUUCUACUGAGAUUGAGCGUCCAGCUACUCAAGCUUGGGCUCAGAGUGCUUACCUGCAACACAAGACACAGGAACUUGGACAAAUUGUGCACGACGUGGACAUAAAAAAUCUAGAUAUGAGUAAACUGGAGGUGAUAGGUACCGGAAAGCCGCACACUUCCGUGUCGGAGCACCAGGAUCCCUUACUGCAGAAUGAGAAAAAGGAGAAGAAGGAACAUCUCGUCAUGGAGGAAGAGGAAUUGUACGAUAAAAAUGACAGAGACUCACUGGAGGAAACUGAUGAUGACCAAGUCCAGGCUUUGCCCUAUCCUGCUUUGAGGAUUAACGGCCAGCUUGCUGAAUGGACUGGACACCCGACAUCUGAUGAGGGAGCAGUUGGACUCUGUACCUCCGUGUUGUUCAAAACCCAGACCGGGGAAAUUGUCUCAACUAACUUGGAGCUGCGCAACGAAGGCAACACCGUCAUUUUUUACAGCUGGAAGAAGCUCCCAAGACAACUAAGUCUGUCUCACCUGUACCAGCAGAAGAACCGUGUGCGCUUCUACUUCAGAUCCUCCUCUGGUGUGAUUCAUCCCAGCGAAACCCAGCAGGUGGAGUUCAUAUUUAAGUCAGAGGAGCAAGGUCUCUGGACUGAAAUUUGGCAGCUCAACACCCACCCUGUGUUGUUGCAAGGAGCCUCGAUUCAGGUCAGGCUGAGUGGGGUGGCCAUCAAACUGGACAAAACUGCCGAUCUGAGGCGCUUCUUAGAGAACAAGCUGGAAAAGAUUGCUGUGGAAAAGUACUGUCGAUCGAUUUUGAACAGCCUGGUCAGGGGCGUCUACAUCCCUGAAAGGCCCAAGUCACCUGCAGAGCUUUACCUCACUGAAGAACAGCAGUUCCAGAACAAAAACCCCGUGUUGCAGUACCAUUUCCAGCCAGUAGAGGCCCUAAAGACACUGUGGCAACAGGUGAAUCCGGACUGCAGCUGGGAUCUCUGUUUCAACACUCUUCGACAGGCUGUAUUGUCUCUGCCUGAUGAGGAUCCUAUCAAAGAAGAGAGCUUUUCCCAGCUCAACUCUCUGUAUCUGCAACUUUGUGAUCCUCCCGCUGGAAAACACCACCUUGUAACACCAGCCAUUACAGGGCGACAACUAUGGAUAAACCUUCUGGACUUAAUGGGAACUGAUGCCGUCAUGCUUAGAGCUAUGAUGGACCUUCCAGAGAAAGAUACUUGGUCUGAUGAGGGUACUCCGUCGCCCACCGAAGACAGGAGAGAGUCAUCGGAUGUAAUACAGAAGUGCGUGAGAAUAAAACUGAAAGACGUCGGCAGAACAGACUCCAGAGAGUUCGACAGCCCGAUUGAGAUCACUGGAACGAAGGGUAGGAGAACGAAUCAGGCGGGCAAGCAUUCCAAAGACAAACACCCGAAGGAGUUUGAGUCACCGGCUGAAUGUAGUUCGAAUUUAGACCUUGCAGACGUAGACGAAGAGACCCUCUUGACCUACAGAGGAGAUUUGCACAAAAUGGUUUACGUUUGGAUGGAAGAACUCGUGUGCAAUCUGUGUGACCAGUUGGACGACAUGGAGGUGGGUGACGGGCAGACCCCGAAAUGCUGCGCCUGAAUGGCAGGCUGGAUGAAAAGGAGAGGAAAAGAAAAGGCCCAAGCAAUUAGAUAUCACUUUUGUUGACGAAUCAAUAAAGUUUGU